This is a messenger RNA of Formica exsecta, 1347 nucleotides long. RefSeq names its product troponin I (gene wupA). The record is from RefSeq and is a predicted model, not a curated record. The coding region runs from base 175 to 789 and encodes 204 amino acids. Gene Ontology annotation, biological process: muscle contraction. Gene Ontology annotation, cellular component: troponin complex. NCBI's taxonomy places the organism in Eukaryota, Metazoa, Arthropoda, Insecta, Hymenoptera, Formicidae. The transcript is spliced from 9 exons.
GACGUGCCGCUAUUGGUCGCGCCGUGACCACGUGAACAGCCUACAGUGGAGGUUCACGAAGUCGACUAGGCUAUCCACGAUAUUGCACAGUCAACUGCCUAAGGUCCGGUUGGCCAGUCGUAGCCAGCAAAGCUUUCUCCACAAGGUAGACGCGUGUAACAACCAACCACCACCAUGGCGGACGAUGAGAGGAAGCGCAUCGAGGAUGAAAAGAAGAGGAAACAGGCGGAGACCGAGAGGAAGAGGGCGGAGGUCCGCGCCCGCCUCGAAGAGGCUUCCAAAGCCAAGAAGGCGAAAAAGGGUUUCAUGACCCCCGACAGGAAGAAGAAGCUUAGGUUGCUGUUGCGUAAGAAAGCCGCCGAGGAAUUGAAGAAGGAACAGGAAAGAAAAGCAGCCGAGAGGAGGCGCAUAAUCGAGGAACGCUGCGGAAAGCCGAAGAACGUUGACGAUGCCAACGAAGUGGAGUUGCAGAAGAUUUGCCAAAUGUAUCACGACCGCGUCUACCUUUGUGAGGGUCAGAAGUGGGAUUUGGAGCGUGAAGUUCGGAAAAGGGACUACGAGAUCUCGGACUUGAACAGCCAGGUCAACGAUCUCCGAGGUAAAUUCAUGAAACCGACCCUGAAGAAGGUGUCUAAGUACGAGAACAAGUUCGCCAAGCUCCAGAAGAAAGCCGCUGAAUUUAAUUUCCGUAAUCAACUGAAGCAAGUCAAGAAGAAGGAAUUCACCUUGGAGGAAGAAGACAAGGAGCCCAAGAAGUCCGAGAAGGCAGAGUGGCAGACCAAGAAGUAGAUUUAAUAUAAGAAAGUAAACCAGUUUGAGUGCGAAAUCUCAAUAAAGCGCAGAUUGUUAUUACGAAACAAAAGAAAAAAGAAUUGAACAAAACAAACGAAAAAAUUAAACUUCUUCACACAUACACACAUUCAUGCACACAUACAAGAAGACACUAACACGAUCGCGUUUUUACAAUUGACUUGACACGCGCGCGCGCGAAAAUAAUCGCACAGGAGAAAAGAGAAAAAAAAAAAAUACGCGUAAAACACUUUUGAUACCGUUUCUAUCGACGUCUCGCGUGUUCACCAGCGCGUUUUCGUCAUCACGUUCGUUUGAAUUGUUGGCAAACUAGUUCGUUAGCGCCGCGGAACAAAUUAACGAGUGAGGACUGAAAAUUGCACGAACAAUCCUAGGAGUUAUAGUCGAUAUUUGAUUAUAUUCCUCGUCCGGACUAGACGGUCAAAACGAGCGAUGUAGCUGAGAGAUUCUGCGUCAAUAUACAUAUAUUCACGUACAAUUAUUAUAUAUAAAUCAAAACAAUGAGUUAUAUGACAAUAAACGAUCCAAGAAAGCGCA